AUGCUAUCCUUCGCCAUUGCCAUAGCUGGUGUUUUUGGACCAAUUGGUUCAUACGCGACUACCGCAGGUCCAGCAGCUUGUUCCAACAUUACCUCACAUUUGGGAUCAUCAAAGGUCGUCAGCAGUGAGAUCAAUCAGAAGUAUAUCAACAGCAUUGAGUACUACAAUACUGUCCAGGAUGCCUACAAACCAUCUUGCAUUGUCUACCCCAAGUCUUCUCAAGACGUAUCUGUGGCUCUUCAGGCCAUUCGAUCCGCGGACAGUCGCUUUGCAAUUAAGGCCGGCGGCCACAACCCAAACACCUUCUAUUCAUCCGUUGACGAUGGCGUCCUCAUCGAUUUGAGCAGCCUUAAUGCAAAGUCAUAUGACCCAGAGACCACACUAGCUACAUACGAGCCAGGUGGUACGUUUGGUGACAUAUAUGACUACUACCUACAGUAUGGCCGCACGGUAGUCGGCGCUAGACUUGCCGGCGUUGGAACCGGCUUAGCUCUGGGUGGUGGCAUGAGUUAUCUCUCGCCGCAGUACGGAAUGGCCUGCGACUCAUUUCGAGAACUGGAAAUUGUUCUACCGAGCGGUGAAAUUGUGACGGCAUCCAACACUUCCAACCCGGAUCUCUUCUUCGCAUCCCGAGGAGGCGGCGGCAAUGCAUAUGGCGUUGUGACAAAGUAUACAGUGCAGAGUCGCCCAGCUGGAACCUUUUACGCUGGAAAUGUCAUCUAUGCCUUUGAGCAGAAAGACACUGUUCUCGAGGCGAUCCACGAUUUCAUCAAAUACAAUACCGAUCCCAAAGCAAGCAUCAUCGGCACAUACGAGAAGAUCCUCACCCCAGACCUAGGCUUGAACCUCGACGAAAUCCUCAUCAUGUUCCUCGUCUAUGAUGGGGAGGACUCCGGAAGUGCAUUCUCAAACUUCACCAGCAUCCCCCACAUACUCAACACCCUCAGCCCCAAGACUUACCCCGAAGUAGUCAACAUGCCAAUCCCAUAUUCCACCGAAAUUUCCCGCGGCCCCAACACCUUCCGCGUCGGAGUGCACCGCGCCGACACGGACGAAUACAAGAUAGCCAUGGACAAAUGGCGCGACUGGGCCGAGUCGAACAAGGGCAAAUACACCCUCCUUUCACUGGACUUCCAGCCUGUCCCCAAGAGCUUGACCGAUGCCAGCAAGGCUCAAGGUGGAAAUGCCAUGCAAAUGCCUGACGGCCCGUGGUUUUGGUUGAAUUACCUGAUUCAGACGCCAGUAUUGAUGAGUGGGCCUGAUUAUGAUGCGGUUCAGUCUAGCUUCCGGGAUUUGGUUGCUUCGACUUCUAAUGCUGAGGGCUUGCCGCUGUUCAUUAAUGAUGCUAGCCACGAUCAGAAUCCGCUCUCGACUUUCUCGACUUAUGCUCAGUUGCAGGAUAUUAAGAAGAAGUAUGAUCCCGAUAAUUUCUUUGCUGAUCGGACUGGUGGUUGGUCUUUUGCUUAG
Molecule: messenger RNA, 1467 nt
Organism: Penicillium nucicola
Lineage: Eukaryota; Fungi; Ascomycota; Eurotiomycetes; Eurotiales; Aspergillaceae
Product: FAD-binding oxidoreductase
Exons: 1
Coding region: 1-1467 (488 amino acids)
Molecular function (GO): oxidoreductase activity; FAD binding
Source: RefSeq, a predicted model, not a curated record